Messenger RNA from Parathielavia appendiculata, 1809 nucleotides. RefSeq lists its product as uncharacterized. The record is from RefSeq and is a predicted model, not a curated record. Gene Ontology annotation, molecular function: cobalt ion binding; magnesium ion binding; cobalt ion transmembrane transporter activity. NCBI's taxonomy places the organism in Eukaryota, Fungi, Ascomycota, Sordariomycetes, Sordariales, Chaetomiaceae. Gene Ontology annotation, cellular component: plasma membrane. The coding region runs from base 1 to 1809 and encodes 602 amino acids. Gene Ontology annotation, biological process: metal ion transport; transmembrane transport. The transcript has 5 exons.
AUGUCCGGUCCAACGGACCCAGCUUCGCGCGACUUCGCGACGGCUUCGAUUCCGCCCGCCGAGCUUCCUCCAACUACCGCACAACCGCCUGGAGACAGCCAUGUGCACUAUGCGCUUCGUAUCGACCCUACCCUUGCCCGCGACGUGCCCGCGGGUGUGCUCGGCCGCUCCGACACCGAAGCCGCAUUGAGCCCCGGUAUGCGACGUCGCCUAACGCGCGCUGGAACGUUCAGAACGGUGGACGACUUUGAGGACUUCGCCGUUCAGCCGGGCUGGCACCCUGGUGCCGAACCAGGCGUGGAUCCAAGCAAACCGGAUGGCGGACAUGCUUCGAUCCCGACACUGCGCCGCCCUUGCGAAAUUACUGUCGUCGACUUCUCCCAGGACCAGCUAUCGAUCCAGAAGUUCGAUAACGAGACGCUGGCCGCAUUUCUGAGCAAGCCACAGCCGGUUUGGGCCAAAUGUCGCUGGGUCAAUGUUAACGGUCUCAGCUGGGAUGUCAUCAAGUCUCUUGGGCGGCACAAGAACCUUCACAGCCUAGCCAUUGAAGACACCAUGAACACGAGAAACAGAACAAAGGCGGAUUGGUACCCUACGCAUGCCUUUGUGGUCCUGACCCUUCAGAAGCUAGUGCAUCUCUAUGAGGGCGAGAGCGAGGAUUCGGACUUUGAGGAUGACGCCCGCAGCCGGAAAAGCGGAUUAAGCAAGCGUAGCGCGAAGUCGUCAAGGAGGUGGCUCAGGCGGCUGCGGAGAGCGUUCCGCAGUAGGACCGCUGACGAGCAGGAGAAAGACCUGGGCACAGGCAACACGUCCGUUCCCGAGGAUUCCGGAGGAUACAUCAAGCCGCAGCCCGCUGGUUUCUUGGACGUCCCGGACAUCAGUCUGCUGCGCACGCUGCAGCGUUAUCAUGCCUCGCCAAACGACCCUCGGGCAGAGUACAUGGAAAAGAACUCUGCCUUGUCCUCUCGAAACCUGGCCGUGGCAUGCGAGCAGGUAUCCAUGUUUAUCACCAACGACAACACUAUCAUCAGCUUCUUCGAACAGUCGGCGCAGGACGUCGAGGGUCCCAUCAUCCGGCGCCUCCAAACAACCGACACCAUCAUUCGACAAUCAUGUGAUGCCUCCAUGGUUGGUCAAGCUAUUAUAGACGCCAUAAUCGACUUGGCGAUUCCCGUUGCGGCUUGCUACGGUGACGUGAUUGGGGACCUCGAACUCGAUGUCUUGAACCGGCCUGAUAUGGGACAUACAAAGACCCUCUACAUCCUCAUCGCCGAGAUCAACAAGAUACUGGCAUUCAUCAACCCCAUCACGUCACUCAUCAACGCUCUCCGUGACCACAAAGCGGACGUGUCACAGGAUGCUGUCAUGGCACAUCUGCUGGAUCCGAACCACGGCGUGAUUAUCACCCCUUUGACGUACACAUAUCUUGGAGACGUCCUGGACCACUCUAUUCUGAUAACCGAGACGCUUAAUCGGCUCAAGGACUCGGCCGAAGGCAUGAUUGGCCUCAUUUUCAACACCAUAUCAGCCUACCAGAACGAAUCCAUGAGGCAGCUCACGGCAGCAACCAUUAUUUUUUUACCCCUGACAUUCAUUACAGGAUAUUUCGGCCAGAAUUUCGAACCCUUCGAUGUCCGGUACCAAGAUGUCGGCUACUUCUGGAAGAUAGCCGUCCCCGUGGUCAUCUUUACCGCCCUCAUCUUGCUCAGAGAGGCCAUAUAUGACUACUUCAGGGCACUCUUACAGCGGCGCUAUAUCCUGCGUUUGAAGCGAAACCGUUCAAGUGGGCGGCGGAGGCGGUUGGCUUGA